Coregonus sp. 'balchen' is the source of this 15829-nucleotide messenger RNA. The record is from the annotation of a GenBank genome assembly. NCBI's taxonomy places the organism in Eukaryota, Metazoa, Chordata, Actinopteri, Salmoniformes, Salmonidae.
AUGGAGCCAGCACAACAGAGGGAGAUGAACCUGAGGACAGAUGGCAUACAGUCAUUGAAGAUUAUGUGGAGCCAGUACCGCCCAGGUACAGACCCAAACGACCUGUCGGCCCACAGUUGGACAGUACUCCUUCUAGCUGUUUCAGCUCUACUUCACCACCUCUGUGCUGGGGACACCAGUUUCCAAUACCAACAAGUAUGGGGACAAGAAGCAGCAUGGGGGAAGAAGAUGCACUGGAAACAUGUCACCAUGGGCGACAUGCUCUCGUACAUUUCCCUGGUGAUAUACAUGGGACUGGUGAAGGUAUCAGGACUAGUUGACUAGUGGAGCAAGUCCCCGCUCUACCGAUUCAAGUUCCUUGCCUCCAUCAUGAGUGAAAACCAUUUCUUGGCAAUCAACCAUACUCUUCACAUGAGUGAACCACAAAGAAUGAGAAUGACAAGAAGAAGGGGACUGCAGGGUAUGAUCGUCUCGCAAGAGUCAAUCUGUUUUCAUAAUUUUUCUUGCAAAUAGUUCUUAUUAAUGUGGGACUAAAACAUUUUAGGCUUAUUCAAUGUGUAAUAGCAGUGGAAUUACCUCAUUUGCAUACUUAGGACACUUUGGAGUGGUUGAGGGGACACUUGGAGACAGUCCUUGACCGCACCGGACACCUUACUAAAACCUCUGUACUAAAAUGUUCUAGCUGUUGUGUCUAUCAAUAAAAAUAAAAAAAUACGUUUUUGACUUCUCGUGGAAGCCAUCUGAUGUGUUUCCAGCUCUUUUAAUCAAUAAUUGACUUAUAGCUUGUCCAUGAAAGAUGACUUUGAAAAUAAAACAAAAAAUGGGUACUUUGUGUGUGCUUGAUCUUGUGUGAUCUGAACUGUGCCAUUCUUGUCUAUGUUCUGACCAUUUCCUUAUGUCCCAGGUAUUUUCUUUCCAAUGAUACCAACACUGCAAAGAAGGGCCCCUAUUGGUAGGGUCAAAAUAAAAAAUAAAGCAGACAUUGAAUAUCCCUUUGAGCAUGGUGAAGUUAUUAAUUACACUUUGGAUGGUGUAUCAAUACACCCAGUUACCACAAAGAUACAGCUGUCCUUCGUAACUCGGUUACCGGAGAGGAAGGAAACCACUCAGGGAUUUCACCAUGAGGCCAAUGGUGACUUUAAAACAGUUACAGAGUUUAAUGGCUGUGAUAGGAGAAAACUGAGGAUGGAUCAACAACAUUGUAGCUACUCCACACUUGUCUUUGAUGAAGUGGGAUUAGGCGCUGAGUGCUUCAGUUAGUCAGAAUCACUGUGUGUUCUAUCUGCAGUCUGACAGUAGUGAAGAUGUAUGGUGUUGGUUUUGUGUGCAGCGCCUGUGUAAUCACGGUUAUAAGUACUUCUGAAUCACAUUCAACUCUGAUCACACCCCAGACAAUGCACACACACACACACACACACACACACACACACACACACACACACACACACACACACACACACACACACACACACACACACACACCAGGACAGCACAAACACACACACACACACACCUCCCUCCCUCCCUCCCUCCCUCCCUUUCUCUGGUCGUUGCUUUUUUGAUGGAGUCAUUUGCCCUGAGAUUAUACUGUGGUCUCUGGGGUGCGUUGUGUAUUAAUGACUAUCUAUUAAUCUGAGGCUGUUCAGCCUCUCAGCUUCCCCGCUCCACAGCACUGAUGCUCUGCCAAUGCUUCAGAGUGUCUGUCACAGCCCUAAUGCCUGUAAUAGGCUCGGGAUAAGUGCUUGGCCGCCGCCGAACCAAAGGGCUCGGUGUGUGUGCCUGUGUGUGUGUUUUUGUGUGUCAAACAAGUAUCAGCGGCCUAAUGCUAAUAGGCUUUAUAUGAUAAGGGCUCUGAAGCCGAACUCUGCUCUCUGGGACAAAGAGGGCGCUGAUCAGAGACUGAGCUUAACAUUCACACCACACGCUCAGAGAGAAAUCCUAACCACACACUCUCUGAGAGAAAUCCUAACCACAAACUCUCUGAGAGAAAUCCUAACCACAAACUCUCUGAGAGAAAUCCGAACCACACACUCUCUGAGAGAAAUCCGAACCACACACUCUCUGAGAGAAAUCCUAAUCACAAACUAUCUGAGAGAAAUCCUAACCACAAACUCUUUGAGAGAAAUCCUAACCACAAACUCUCUGAGAGAAAUCCUAACCACAAACUCUCUGAGAGAAAUCCUAACCACAAACUCUCUGAGAGAAAUCCUAACGUCAUCAAUAGCUUCUCACUUUGAACAACAAUAGCUUUCUACUGGCCGUGGAACCUCAAUCUUCUCUAUACUGUCUCUGUAUUCAGAAGAGAGCCUGGGUAGUUCCACCAAUUCCAAAAUAAACCCCUGCCACUUCUCUUGUGCAUAAUGCUUCCUCAAAACCACUUGAACAGAUGAAACCACAAGCAAAGUAUACCGCGGGCAAAGCUUUUUGUUUUUCCAUGCACACUGCCUAUGCAAACAGACUCAAUUCUGCUUGGACUGGCCGACCGUGGGAGUCGCAUUAAAUCAGGUUACAGACCAUGCAGAUAGGACUAAGACCCCUAGACAUAAUGAGUCAGGUUACAGACCAUGCAGAUAGGACUAAGACCCCUAGACACAAUGAGUCAGGUUACAGACCAUGCAGAUAGGACUAAGACCCCUAGACAUAAUGAGUCAGGUUACAGACCAUGCAGAUAGGACUAAGACCCCUAGACAUAAUGAGUCAGGUUACAGACCAUGCAGAUAGGACUAAGACCCCUAGACAUAAUGAGUCAGGUUACAGACCAUGCAGAUAGGACUAAGACCCCUAGACAUAAUGAGUCAGGUUACAGACCCUGUAGCUAGGACUAAGACCCCUAGACACAAUCAAAUCAAAUCAAAUUGUAUUUGUCACAUGCGCCGAAUACAACAGGUCAAUAUGGAAAAUGUCAAGAACUUUGAAAGUUUCUUCAAGUGCAGUCGCAAAUACCAUCAAGUGCUAUGAUGAAACUGGCUCUCAUGAGGACCGCCACAAGAAUGGAAGACUCAGAGAAACCUCUGCUGUAGAGGAUAAGUUCAUUAGAGUUACCAGCCUCAGAAAUUGCAUCCCAAAUAAACGCUUCACAGAGUUCAAGUAACAGACACAUCUCAACAUCAACUGUUCAGAGGGGACUGUGUGAAUCAGGCCUUCAUGGUCAAAUUGCUGCAAAGAAACCACUACUAAAAGGACACCAAUAAGAGGAAGAGACCUGCUGGGCCAUGAAACACGAGCAAUGGACAUUAGACUGGUGUAAAUUUGUCCUUUGGUCUGGAGUCCAAAUUGGAGAUUUUUGGUUCCAACCGCUGUGUCUUUGUGAGACGCGGUGUGGGUGAACGGAUGAUCUCUGCAUGUGUAGUUCCCACCGUAAAGCAUGGAGGAGGAGGUGUUAUGGUGUGAGGGUGCUUUGCUGGUGACACUGUCUGUGAUUUAUUUAGAAUUCAAGGCACACUUAACCAGCAUGGCUACCACAGCAUUCUGCAGCGAUUCGCCAUCCCAUCUGGUUUGGGCUUAGUGGGACUAUCAUUUGUUUUUCAACAGGACAAUGACCCAACACACCUCCAGGCUGUGUAAGGGCUAUUUUACCAAGAAGGAGAGUGAUGGAGUGCUGCAUCAGAUGACCUGGCCUCCACAAUCCCCCGACCUCAACCAAAUUGAGAUGGUUUGGGAUGAGUCGGACCGCAGAGUGAAGGAAAAGCAGCCAACAAGUGCUCAGCAUAUGUGGGAACUCCUUCAAGACUGUUGGAAAAGCAUUCCAGGCGAAGCUGGUUGAGAGAAUGCCAAGAGUGUGCAAAGCUGUCAUCAAGGGAAAGGGUGGCUAUUUGAAGAAUCUCAAAGAUAAAAUAUAUUUUCAUUUGUUUAACACUUUUUUGGUUACUACAUGAUUCCAUAUGUGUUAUUUCAUAGUUGUGAUGUCUUCACUAUUAUUCUAUAGUAAAAAUGAAGAAAAACCCUUGAAUGAGUAGGUGUUCUAAAACCGGUGGUGUAUAUCAGAGGAGGCCUGAAGUUAGAGUUGCUAUACAUUCUAUCUACCCCAACAUGCCCUGGGCAUAUAAUUUCUGACUGGACAGUUGUGCGUUACAUUGUUCACUUUGCAGUAGAUCUUAACCAACAUCAGCAGUCUGCCACUUCCUCUCCAGGGUCGCUCCAUCUCUCAGUAAGCCUCUCAACUCACUUUAAUCUAUGCAAUAUUUUAAUGUCAACUCAUCUGAAUAGCAAAUGAGGGAGUGAGAGUUAGACGGCAGAUGCCAGAGUCAUUGCCAGGCCUGGAGAGGAGCAGUCUGUCUCAGUCGCUGUGAUCAAAUGGACCAGGGCCACUACUACUGCCAUUAGGAGCACACUGUUGUGGCCCUAGCUGGACACUACUGCUGAAUAAUAUCAAUCAGAUGAUAGUCCAGUCUCAAGAUAUAUUAUUUAGGAUAAUGCUUAUCUAUAACCAUCCUUACAGGUCUGUAGGAGUUUCAUUUCAGAGCCAAGGUGGUGAGUUGUUUGUAUUCGGGCCAACACAUUACUUCUUCACUUUUGUUUUGUUCCAUCAACCCAUUCUGAGGAACUCCUACAGAAACUACUGAACUUCACUUCACUCCUCACCCCUUGGUCUGAACAUUCUACCCACAUUCUCCUCAACAUUCUAACAUUUGAACGUUCUAAUUCCGGAACACUACCUCACUCUGAGUGUUCUGUUACUCCGUAUGUGGAAUCCUCAACGCCCGCCUGUUCUACAUUAGAACAGUUUAUCCCACUCUGCUGGAGCCAAAUUCCUCACCACUGAAACCCACAGCAUACUGAAGAGAACUGCAUGGAAUGGCUUUACCCUCACUCUCACUCCCAUAAAAACACUCCGGCAGUGGUGCUGGACAAAUCCGGUAUCCGGAAGCAAUGAUUCAUCCUCCUCUUUUGUUAAUGGAUUUGCCGGCCUGCUCGUCAGGUUUCAUGACGACUGUACCUCUCCUCUGUUUUUUCAUCAUCAUCCUUUUGUCCGCCUAUAACGCAGUUCCAGUUGAUGCUGCUUCCGACUUCCUCCUUUUCCUAAAAUGUUUUAGAAGUAUGUAUGUCCUUCUCGGGUCUUAAAUCCUUGCCUGUUACUGAGACUGAGACCGCAUGAGAAUAAAAUACCAAAAUAAACGAUUUAUUCAUACUUCUUUUUCGGAAGAAGGCUUCAUUUUGCUCGCUCUUUUCCGUUUUAUUCCCUCUUGAAAAUCACAGGUACAAACUUUAUACAGCACUGGUACAAAUCAUAAUUGGAGCACAUCUGGCCCUGUGGUUAAUACACUGCCACACUGCAAAUUGUUGUAGCAGCCAUUAUCAUUACAAUCUGGGGCUACGUUCAUCAUCUGCAGACUGUCACUGACUGUUCGACAAUAGAGUUAAUAGUCACGCUUACUUACUCUGUGAAGUCAUCAUAUCCUCUAACUGGCAGCCAGGAAAUAAGAGCUAAUGUGAUUUUAUGCUUCAUAAUGUCCUGUCGUGAGGCAGGGUAUAGAGAGUGUCCCACACGGUGGAGGACAGACACACAGUCUCUCUGCCCUCUGAACUAUUUCCUCAUUACAUAAGGACAAAAGCGGCAGAUUAAGAAGCACCACAGCCUGCCAUAGCGCUCCCUUGUGAGAUAAUUUGGGGCACAGGGAGUCCGGAGGCUUUGUUAGCCCACUUUACCCCGCACUGUUUGUCCACAUGGGGCUUCCGUAGACCUUGAAACAGUCCCCAAAACUUUGGAACAAACUUGGCCGAGUUUGACUUCUCCCUACUGUACCCACAAGAGAACGAGAGAAAGUCCUCUGGUUAUUUUAAUCAGAUGAGGAGUGAGAUCAUUUUGUUUGGAAAUGUGGGGCGGAAAAGGCACAGUCUUCACAAUCAAACAGAUAACGCAUUCCGCUCGCCAAUUCUUACGAGGUCAUGUCCUGAUCACUAAUCAACCAUGACAAACCAACUCAGAGAAAAAUGUGCACUUGGUCAAUUAAGUCAGUAAGACUUCCCAUUUAUGAGCAACAAAACUUCCAAUGCAAACAUGUCCAGUAUGUGUCUGACAUGUCCUACAUAUAUGGUAGAUAAUGUAUACUAUACAUAUGGUAGAUAAUGUACACUACCGGUCAAAUGUUUUAGAACACCUACUCAUUCAAGGGUUUUUCUUGAUUUUUACUAUUUUCUACAUUGCAGAAUAAUAGUGAAGACAUCAAAACUAUGAAAUAACACAUAUGGAUUCAUGUAGUAAACAAAAAAGUGUUAAACAAAUCAAAAUAUAUUUUAUAUUUCAGACUCUUCAAAUAGCCACCCUUUGCCUUGAUGACAGCUUUGCACACUCUUGGCAUUCUCUCAACCAGCUUCAUGAGAUAGGCACCUGGAAUGCUCUCAACCAGCUUCAUGAGGUAGUCACCUGGAAUGCAUUUCAAUUAACAGGCAUGCCUUCUUAAAAUUUUAUUUGUGGAAUUUCUUUAAUUCUUAAUGUGUUUCAGCCAAUCAGUUGCAUUGUGACAAGGUAGGGGGGGUAUACAGAAUAUAUUUGGUAAAAGACCAAGUCCAUAUUAUGGCAAGAACAGCUCAAAUAAGCAUUACUUUAAGACAUGAAGGUCAGUCAAUGUGGAAAAUGUCACCACAGCAUUCUGCAGCGAUACGCCAUCCCAUCUGGUUUGGUCUUAGUAGGACUAUCAUUUGUUUUUCAACAGGACAAUGACCCAAAACACCUUCAGGCUGUGUAAGGGCUAUUUUACCAAGAAGAGUGAUGGAGUGCUGCAUCAGAUGCCCUGGCCUCCACAAUCCCCCGACCUCAACCAAAUUGAGAUGGUUUGGGAUGAGUCGGACCGCAGAGUGAAGGAAAAGCAGCCAACAAGUGCUCAGCAUAUGUGGGAACUCCUUCAAGACUUGGAAAAGUAUUCCAGGUGAAGCUGGUUGAGAGAAUGCCAAGAGUGUGGAAAGCUGUCAUGCAGUGCAAUACUAUACAUUUAUACGGUAGAUAAUGCAUACUAUACAUAUAUGGUAGAUAAUGUAUACUAUACAUGUACAGUAGAUUAUGUAUACUAUACAUAUAUGGUAGAUAAUGUAUACUAUACAUGUACAGUAGAUAAUGUAUUCUAUACAUAUAUGUUAGAUAAUGUAUACUAUACAUAUAUGGUAGAUAAUGUAUACUAUACAUGUACAGUAGAUAAUGUAUACUAUACAUAUACGGAUAGUGUCUGGUGUAGAAUCCCAGGGUCAUUUAGCUAGUCUUACAGUGGCCAAAUCGCCAGCUCUGACAGUGACUCUCUGUGCAGUGCACUACUAUACAGACUCUGAUCAAUAGUCAACAGCAGUAGUGCACUGUAUGACAAAUAGGAUGUUAGUGGUCAAUGUUGAAGUAGUACCCUAUCUGGGGAAUAUGGUGUAAUUUGUGCCACAGAUACUGUACCCAUGGGCGAGGUCGAUAGCGGGUGACCACUGACGGGCACCGUCCGGAUCACAUGCAGUACUAGGAAGGCUAACACUGGCACUAACAAUGACAUGAUGACUCAUCUUUCCUCCCCACUAGCUAAUCCUGCUUCCCAGCUAUUUUCUCCCUGCACACCCAUCCCAUCCCAAAGCCUCCCCCAUCCCGUCCCAAAGCCUCCCCCAUCCCCUCCAACACUCUGUCUCCAACCCUAACCCAUCCUUCCCCAUUAUUCUGCAUUUUCCCAUUUCUCUUGAGGUGGCACGCUAUCUGCUAUCACAAAAGGACACACAAUAGUAUAUCUAAUCAUAUUGAAAUGUGCGUCGAAAACACCCUAUUCUCUCUAUUAGGUAACACAGAUGACUGAAACUCACAGAAUACUUCAACCGCAUGAACCAGCCCCAGCCAUGGCCUGGCUUGGCUCUACCACUUGCCUUGUACUGCCACCUGGUGGUCAAUUCUGUAAAGUACAUCCUCAUAUGGUACUGAAACAAUGAAAAGUACAGUUAAUGAAGCAUAAUGAAAAAAAACACAUGUUGGCGUUUCAUAUUGACCCAAAAUAUCUAAGUCAAAUUCUAGGCAGCCAUGGGUAAUUUAAUUGAACAUGGGUUCAUGCUGGUCUAGAACAAACCUGUGUACAAAGCAGCCCUUCAGCAUCAGGAGCGGCCAUUCCUGAUUUAGCAUAACCCUUGCUCUCCCCCAUCCCUCGUUCUCCCUCCCCCAAUCCUCUAUCUCUGGAUGGGGGAGGGCGCUGGCAUGUAGUCCACCCAACAUCGUUCAACCCCUCUGGCUGACACUCAAUGCGUUUUGUUUUUUCAUUCUCCAGGCUGCACCUGUGCUUGGCUGUCACCCUCCACACAGAAGGUGUCUCUGCCACCACCCCGGCCCCGCUCUAGGACAACUGCUCAGUGACAAAGGUCCUUCAUGUUUUCUGAGGGACCCCUCAUGUGGAACCAGGUAAGACGCACUCCGUCUGAGGUCAAGGGUUAGGGGUUAGACCAGCUGCUGUCACAGCUGGAGCAUCAUAGUAGCCUAUCUCUGCAACUCUCCAUGCCUGUUUGUGUGUCUGUGUCUCUCUAUCGUGUCGACUCAUCCCUAUUUCUAGGACUGUUAUAAGAUUAGUUCAAGGUUCAAUCAUAAAUGUAAUGUCCUCAACUAUGGCUUCAGUGGAUUAGAAUGUAAUCAUUUAGGUUAGUAGACUGGGCCUCAAGUAGGUUAAGUGCUGGAGAGGUUGUCUUGACGCCUAGUGCCUUUAUGGCUUCGUUGUGUUUGUUGUUGCUUUACUAAGGUCUAUUACAAAUGUGUUGGUUGUUAUUACACACUAUCUUCUGUUGUAAUGACUGAUUAUACACUGAGUGGACAAAACAUUAAGAACACCCAGAAAACUGGUUAAGAUCUAUUGCAAAGUGAACCAUGUAACACACAACUGUCAAGUCAAAAAUGACAACCCCAGGACAUGUUGGGAUAGAUAUAAUUUACAGUGGGGGAAAAAAGUAUUUAGUCAGCCACCAAUUGUGCAAGUUCUCCCACUUAAAAAGAUGAGAGAGGCCUGUAAUUUUCAUCAUAGGUACACGUCAACUAUGACAGACAAAUUGAAGGAAAAACAUCCAGAAAAUCACAUUGUAGGAUUUUUUAUGAAUUUAUUUGCAAAUUAUGGUGGAAAAUAAGUAUUUGGUCACCUACAAACAAGCAAGAUUUCUGGCUCUCACAGACCUGUAACUUCUUCUUUAAGGAGGCUCCUCUGUCCUCCACUCGUUACCUGUAUUAAUGGCACCUGUUUGAACUUGUUAUCAGUAUAAAAGACACCUGUCCACAACCUCAAACAGUCACACUCCAAACUCCACUAUGGCCAAGACCAAAGAACUGUCAAAGGACACCAGAAACAAAAUUGUAGACCUGCACCAGGCUGGGAAGACUGAAUCUGCAAUAGGUAAGCAGCUUGGUUUGAAGAAAUCAACUGUGGGAGCAAUUAUUAGGAAAUGGAAGACAUGCAAGACCACUGAUAAUCUCCCUCGAUCUGGGGCUCCACGCAAGAUCUCACCCCGUGGGGUCAAAAUGAUCACAAGAACGGUGAGCAAAAAUCCCAGAACCACACGGGGGGACCUAGUGAAUGACCUGCAGAGAGCUGGGACCAAAGUAACAAAGCCUACCAUCAGUAACACACUACGCCGCCAGGGACUCAAAUCCUGCAGUGCCAGAUGUGUCCCCCUGCUUAAGCCAGUACAUGUCCAGGCCCGUCUGAAGUUUGCUAGAGUGCAUUUGGAUGAUCCAGAAGAGGAUUGGGAGAAUGUCAUAUGGUCAGAUGAAACCAAAAUAUAACUUUUUGGUAAAAACUCAACUCGUCGUGUUUGGAGGACAAAGAAUGCUGAGUUGCAUCCAAAGAACACCAUACCUACUGUGAAGCAUGGGGGUGGAAACAUCAUGCUUUGGGGCUGUUUUUCUGCAAAGGGACCAGGACGACUGAUCCGUGUAAAGGAAAGAAUGAAUGGGGCCAUGUAUCGUGAGAUUUUGAGUGAAAACCUCCUUCCAUCAGCAAGGGCAUUGAAGAUGAAACGUGGCUGGGUCUUUCAGCAUGACAAUGAUCCCAAACACACCGCCCGGGCAACGAAGGAGUGGCUUCGUAAGAAGCAUUUCAAGGUCCUGGAGUGGCCUAGCCAGUCUCCAGAUCUCAACCCCAUAGAAAAUCUUUGGAGGGAGUUGAAAGUCCGUGUUUCCCAGCGACAGCACCAAAACAUCACUGCUCUAGAGGAGAUCUGCAUGGAGGAAUGGGCCAAAAUACCAGCAACAGUAUGUGAAAACCUUGUGAAGACUUACAGAAAACGUUUGACCUGUGUCAUUGCCAACAAAGGGUAUAUAACAAAGUAUUGAGAAACUUUUGUUGAAUCCAGUUGAAAGCUAUGAUCCCUUAUUGAUGUCACUUGUUCAAUCCAUUUCAAUCAGUGUAGAUGAAGGGGAGGAGACAGGUUAAAGAAGGAUUUUUCAGCCUUGAAACAAUUGAGACAUGGAUUGUGUGUGUGUGCCAUUCAAUGGGUGAAUGGGCAAGACAAAAGAUUUAAGUGGUACACACCGGUUUUUGUCAAGAACUGCAAUGCUGCUAGGUUUUUCACUCUCAACAGUUUCUUGUGUGUAUCAAGAAUGGUCCCCCCAAAGGACAUCCAGCCAACUUGACACAACUGUGGGAAGCAUUGGUGUCAACAUGGGCCAGCAUCCCUGUGGAACGCUUUUGACACCUUGUAGAGUCCAUGCCCCGACGAAUUGAAGCUGUUCUGAGGGCAAGGGGGGGGGGGGGUAUGCAACUCGAUAUUAGGAAGGUGUUCUUAAUGUUUGGUAUACUCAGUGUAUAAUUAUCCAGUCAUCAUUCAUUUCAUUUACACGUCUAUAUCGACAGCAAGCAAAAAUAUCUCAUCUAAAAAUAUCAACUAAUCCAUAGGUAUGACUGUGCUCUGACCAAAUGCUGUUUCUCGUUUCUACCCCUCUAUAUACUGUAUAUGAAUCAGGGAAAAUUAUUGUACAUGUUGGCAACAUGAUUAACUGUGACAAUCCUAUAAAUCUCUUUCUCACCUCUUACCCUGUCCCUCCUUUCUCCCCCUCCCCUCUCUCUUUCCCCCUUCUCUCAUAUUUCUCUCUCUCUCAGGGCAGGGAUGGAGAAGAGUUUUGAGAGAUUUGAGGAGGAGUUAGACAGACAAGAACCUCCACCUCAGAAGCCUGUCCGCAGACCAGGUCCAGGUAAGGAACACACAGUGACCACUGACUCAACUAAAGCUCAAUGACCACAACAAAGAGCGUGAGUCAGACACUGUUUCAGUCCCUGUGGAAGACAAUCAAUCAAAAACUGAAGUAAAUAUAGAUCGUACCACUGAACCAGAAACACAACCGAUGGCUUGUCUCCUUUACCAGCUGUGUGAACUAUACUCAGUUAAACACCACCCCGUUCACGAAAAUGGUUCGCUCCUACAGACAGUGAGUCACGUGGCUGUGGCUUGCUAUAUAAAGCAGGCAGACGGGCAUCAAGUCAGUCAGUUACUGUUCUAUUGAACAUUAGAAUAGGCAAAACAAGUGACCUAAGCGACUUUGAGCAGGGUAUGAUCGUCAGUGCAAGGUGCGCCGGUUCCAGUAUCACAGGAACAGCCAGCCUCCUGGGCUUUUCACGCACGACAGUGUCUAGCAUUUACCGAGAAUGUGCAAGCUAACAAGCGGGCCUCAAACAGGCAAAUAACGGCACAGUACAACAGUGGUGUGCAGAACGGCAUCUCGGAACGCACAAUUCGUCCUUGUCACGGAUGGGCUAUUGCAGCAGAUGACCACACAGGGUUCAACUCUUAUCAGCUAAAAACAAGAAGAAGCGACUCCAGCUGGUACGUGUUCACCAACACUGGACAAUUGAGGAGUGAAAAAACAUUGUCUGGUCUGACGAAUCCCAGUACCUGUUGCGUCAUGCUGAUGGCAGAGUCAGGAUUUGGCGUAAGCAGCAUGAGUCCAUGGCCCCUUCCUGCCUGGUGUCAACGGUACAAGCUGGUGGCGGUGGUGUAAUGGUGUGGGGAAUGUUUUCCUGGCACACGUUAGGUCCCUUGAUACCAACUGAGCAACGUUUCCAUGCCCCGGAGAAUUCAGGCUGUUAUGGGACAAAGGGGGAUCUGACCUGGUACUAGAUUUGUGUACCUAAUAAACUGGCAACUGAGUGUUCUAUACCAUUAUCUUAUCUUGUAAGGUUAUCCUUGGGGUCAAGACGUCUUUACACAAAAAGUGUACUAAAACCGUUAGGGGCCCUAUUUCAGAACACUGGGGUCUGAGUGGUGCAGGCUGGUGGUAGCAGCAUAGCUCUACAUAGUUACCAUGCCAUUGAAAUAUGAUCUCUAGUCCUAUGAGCACCACAGUUUGAAUUCACCUCACACAGCCUUACUGGGGAGCAUUAACUAGCAAAGCUCCUAUCCUCUUAGAGCAAAGGUUAGUUACAACCAAGUGUAUAUUUUCUCUCUCCCUCAUCACAUUUCUCUCACACUCCUUUACUCACCCCGUUCUGCACCACUAGCCGUUAGACAGAGCAUACACCACCAACACCAUGUCCUUGCCUGCUCCCAAUGGAUGUGACAGGUGGAGGUGACAUGAUGCUUCUAGUACUAUGUUGUGGUGGUGGUCAACCUAGUGAGUAUACCUCUGGCUAACUGUGAUCUGUUUCUCUGCAGAAAUGUACGCUCAGGAGAGGAGGAGGACCCUCCAGGAGAGGACCAUGCCUUCUCAACAGGAAUCUCCAGUCAUGCAGCAAGUCCCCAAGAUGAUGCCCAGAGAACGCAGUCUCCCUGCCAGAAGCAGUGAGCCCACCUCUCUCUCUCUGUCUCUCUUAAAAACAUGUCAGUCAAAGACACCUGAUUUAUGCUGUUAUAACCCCUGUCUCUUUGUUUCUCUCGGGCCUCUGUUUAUCUCAGUGCCUCUGCGUAAAGCUAUGUCCCUCCAGAACUUGAGCCAGAUAGAGACACCCUGGGAAGGGGUCACCCUCAACCGCUGUCUGUUCAUAGCCAUCACCAUCCUGCUGCUCAGCACUGGCUUUCAGAAACUACAAGGCAAGUAGACAAGUGUAGCCCACACCCCACUACACAUACUGUACACAGUGAACAUUUUAGGAGGGUAGGUUAGAUCAUCUCUUUUCCAUAGGAUAACUGUCACACCUCUAUUUGUGGUGCUGGCAAUAAAAAAGUACUUUGUCAUUAAUGAUUAAAGUGAUUUCCAUGAUGGAUGUGAUUGUCCUGUCAUCCUAUAGAAACCAUAAAAGGUGGACGGGGUGUGGAGGAAGAGGAGUAUGACAUUGCACUGACUGUGAGGCGCUCCUCACUGAGACACAAAGUCCAACCACAGGAGGUAGUGGCACAGACACACAAAAUACUCUCCCGUCUCUCCGGGCUCAGAAACCUCAUUCCCAACAUGGUAUGGAUUACAGGAGAUAUGAUGCCAAGCAGCACUCCUAAAAGCCUGCAGUGUGUGCUGGUUUUCAUCUGCACUUUGCAGAUAAGCUACUACCGUCACUGACGUUUAGCUGGACAAUCCAUUAAAAUAUGGAUAAAUACAGUUGAAGUCGGAAGUUUACAUACACCUUAGCCAAAUACAUUUAAACUCAGUUUUUCACAAUUCCUGACAUUUCAUCCUAGUAAAAAUUAUCUGUCUUAGGUCAGUUGGGAUCACCACUUUAUUUUAAGAAUGUGAAAUAUCAGAAUAAUAGUAGAGAGAAUGAUUUAUUUCAGCUUUUAUUUCUUUCAUCACAUUCCCAGUGGGUCAGAAGUUUACGUACACUCAAUUAGUAUUUGGUAGCAUUGCCUUUAAAUUGUUUAACUUGGGUCAAACAUUUCGGGUAGCCUUCCACAAGCUUCCCACAAUAAGUUGGGUGAAUUUUGGCCCAUUCCUCCUGACAGAGCUGGUGUAACUGAGUCAGGUUUGUAAGCCUCCUUGCUCACACACGCUUUUUCAGUUCUGCCCACAAAUUGUCUAUAGGAAUGAGGUCAGGGCUUUGUGAUGGCCACUCCAAUACCUUUACUUUGUUGUCCUUAAGCCAUUUUGCCACAACUUUGGAAGUAUGCUUGGGGUCAUUGUCCAAUUGGAAGACCCAUUUGCAACCAAGCUUUAACUUCCUGACUGAUGUCUUGAGAUGUUGCUUCAAUAUAUCCACAUAAUUUUCAAACCUCAUGAUGCCAUCUAUUUUGUGAAGUGCACCAGUCCCUCCUGCAGCACCCCCGUGCUUCAUGGUUCGGAUGGUGUUCUUUGGCUUGCAAGCAUCCCCCUUUUUCCUCCAAACAUUACGAUGGUCAUUAUGGCCAAACAGUUCUAUUUUUGUUUCAUCAGAUCAGAGGACAUUUCUCCAAAAAGUACGAUCGUUGUCCCCAUGUGCAGUUGCAAACCGUAGACUGGCUUUUUUAUGGCGGUUUUGGAGCAGUGGCUUCUUCCUUGCUGAGCGGCAUUUCAGGUUAUGUCGAUAUAGGACUCGUUUUACUGUGGAUAUAGAUACUUUUGUACAUGUUUCCUCCAGCAUCUUCACAAGGUACUUUGCUGUUGUUCUGGGAUUGAUUUGCACUUUUUGCACCAAAGUACGUUUAUCUCUAGGAGACAGAACGCGUCUCCUUCCUGAGCGGUAUGACAGCUGCGUGGUCUCAUGGUGUUUAUACUUGCGUACUAUUGUUUGUACAGAUGAACGUGGUACCUUCAGGCGUUUGGAAAUUGCUCCCAAGGAUGAACCAGACUUGUGGAGGUCUACACAUUUUCUUCUGAGGUCUUGGCUGAUUUAUUUUGAUUUUCCCAUGAUGUCAAGCAACGAGGCACUGAGUUUGAAGGUAGGCCUUGAAAUACAUCCACAGGUACACCUCCAAUUGACUCAAAUUAUGUCAAUUAGCCUAUCAGAAGCUUCUAAAGCCAUGACAUCAUUUUCUGGAAUUUUCCAAGCUGUUUAAAGGCACAGUCAACUUAGUGUAUGUAAACUUCUGACCCACUGGAAUUGUGAUAGUGAUUUAUAAGUGAAAUAAUCUGUCUGUAAACAAUUGUUGGAAAAAUUACUUGUGUCAUGCACAAUGUAGAUGUCGUAACCGACUUGCCAAAACUAUAGUUUAGUAACAAGAAAUUUGUGGAGUGGUUGAAAAACGAGUUUUAAUGACUCCAACCUAAGUGUAUGUAAACUUCCAACUUCAACUGUAUAUAGAUUUUAGCUGAAUGUGUGUGUAUGGAAUCUCACACUUCCAUACAAUAGGCAUAAUUAGUAUGGUUGAAUCGUGCUUGAAAUACUCAGACGUCAUACAACAUUCACUGAAAAUGUGUAUGGGACCACAACAAUCCGAUCCAUUUAUACCCCAGAAUGAAUUGCUGGCGGAAAGGUACAUCAGAUAAAUAGUGCUCCAUGUAUGUCUCUGAUUUGAUUGACCGCUUUACCAGGACAAUUUGUCCCAAAUCGGAUUCUAAAAUUUGAUAACAAGCGACACAUUAAAACGAACACUACAGCAUUUUCAAAUAGUACGUCGUUCUAUGAGUAUAAAGUACAGUACCUUUUUCCAAAGAUGUGCCGCACUUCUGUUUGCUUAUGACCAUUUCCUGUUUCUGCAGCCUGAGACUUCUCUGUAUGAGGUGCUCUUCUGGUGGUUUCCCGACUUUGAUGACGGUGAUAAUGAAGAAGACGAUGAAGGGGAAACCAAACAAGGUGGAGUGAAGAAGGGGGUUCGAGAGAGGUCACUGAAGGGUCUGAGAAGCAAGGGAACACCAGAGAGAAAACUUGUCAAAGGCAGAGAGGGGAAGACAAAAGAUAAGAGGGCCAAGAGAGAGAGGGAUGAAGAAACUAAGGGAAAGAAAAAGGGAAAACAGGCCAAGAGAGAGAGGGAUGAAGAAAUGGAUGAGGAAGAGGAGAUAAAUGAAGAGGAAGACGAGGUAAAACCCAAGAAGCUACAAAGGGUCAUGAAAUCAAAAGCCAACUAA